GUUGGGAGUGAGGUUAAGUAAGGUGCCAGAGGAUAAGAAAGUGGUAUAUUUGUGUGAGUGAAGUGAUUCGGUAGGAGGCUUUUUGGCAGAGAGGAGAUUUUUGGAUAUAUUUUUUGGAAUAGUCGUCUUCUGGGAAUGCAGCUUCUAAGGUGUGGAUUGCAGGGUGUUUAGGAGUUUGGGAAGUGAGAGGAUAAGCUGGAGGAAGAAGGAUUGGGUAGGAGAUUGUCCGGUAGUGCCUCUGAGGUUGACAUAAUGUCGUCCGCGACUUUUGUGGAUCGAAUAGAUCCAUUUGCGAAGAGGUCGCUGAAGAAGAAGUCGAAAAAGUCACAGGGAUCCUCCCGGUACAGGAACUCCCAGGAUGUGGAGCUACAACAGCUACCUCAGCUCAAAGAUGUUACGCCAUCGGAGCAGGAAGACUUGUUCAUUAGGAAGUUACGGCAAUGCUGUGUGACUUUUGACUUCAUGGAUCCAGUCGCAGAUCUCAAGGAUAAGGAAAUUAAGCGUGCAACUCUCAAUGAACUUGUCGAAUACAUCACAGCGGGUCGAGGUGUACUCACUGAGCCUGUUUACCCCGAAAUCAUCAAGAUGAUUUCGGCAAACCUAUUCCGCACGUUGCCACCUAGUGAAAAUCCAGACUUCGAUCCUGAGGAAGACGACCCAACAAUGGAGGCGAGCUGGCCCCACCUUCAGUUGGUCUACGAAUUCUUUCUUCGCUUUCUCGAGUCCUCAGACUUCCAGCCUACAGUUGGGAAAAAAGUUAUCGACCAAAAAUUUGUUUUACAGUUAUUGGACCUGUUUGACUCGGAGGACCCUAGGGAGAGAGAUUUCUUAAAGACAGUUUUACAUCGUAUUUACGGAAAAUUCCUCGGCCUUCGAGCCUUUAUACGCAAACAGAUAAAUAAUAUCUUCCUCAGGUUUGUGUACGAAACGGAACACUUUAAUGGCGUGGGCGAACUUCUAGAAAUUCUCGGUAGCAUUAUCAAUGGAUUCGCUCUCCCAUUGAAGGUCGAACAUAAACAGUUCUUAGUUAAGGUGCUCUUACCACUGCACAAGGUGAAAUGUCUUUCGCUCUACCAUGCGCAGUUGGCGUAUUGCGUGGUGCAGUUCUUGGAAAAAGACGCUACUUUAACGGAACCAGUUGUCCGGGGUCUCCUCAAAUUCUGGCCUAAGACGUGCAGCCAGAAAGAAGUCAUGUUCCUCGGAGAAAUCGAAGAGAUACUCGACGUCAUAGAACCUAGCCAAUUUGUUAAAAUACAAGAGCCUCUGUUCAGGCAAAUCGCGCGCUGCGUUUCGUCGCCGCAUUUUCAGGUUGCUGAGAGAGCACUGUACUUGUGGAAUAACGAGUAUAUUAUGUCACUAAUCGAGGAAAACAAUCACGUAAUUAUGGGAAUCAUGUUCCCGGCACUGUACAGAAUAAGUAAAGAGCAUUGGAACCAAACGAUCGUGGCCCUCGUUUAUAACGUUCUCAAAACUUUCAUGGAAAUGAAUAGCAAGCUCUUCGAUGAACUUACUGCCAGCUAUAAGUCUGAAAGGCAAAAAGAGAAAAAGAGAGAAAAGGAGAGAGACGAACUUUGGAAAAGAUUGAAUGAACUGGAACUUGAACGGCGCGGAACUCUCACGGCAGCACCAAAUACCCCAGUUCCUGCCUCAACUAACCCUGUGACACGAGCCCGACCCUGAGCCACUAUGUGAGAAAUCACAACCACGCCACCCAUUCGUUAGAUCUUAGUUUACGCCGAGAAAAUUAUCGUUGUUAGAAGAAAACCAGAAUCGUUUUACGGUGGCUGUCUUGACGUAAUACAAAUUCCUUGGUUGGUCUCAUCCACAAUUGGCUGGGCAAAGCAAUCUCGAGGACUCCAAAGGAAGAAGCAAUGAUAAAGCAAAAGUAUAACAAGACCAAAAAGAGAAAAAGAAAAAAAACUAAUGUGUAAACCCAGACCUGGAUUUUACUCCUUUAACGCCACGUUUUUUUGAUUAUUUCUAAUGACGAUUGUAUUGUGUAUAUUCAUUUUUACUCUCUUUUCGACGGCAAUGAUUUAAGUUGCAUGGUGUACUCAGUGUCAACACAUAAUACGAGGAUGUUAGUCCCUUCUUUAAUUAAGGUUUGCUGUGCGCAGUUGGAGGAGACGAUCAGGGCGGAAAAAGGACGCAAAAAAAAGAAGAAGAAGAAGCUUUUGACAUUAAACUCCCAAAUUCCUGCAAGCACUUUUAAUUAAUUAAUUGUGCUUUUAAUUAAUAAUUGGGAGUUUUCCGCUCCGUUCCUCGCCUUCGACGGCCGGCAGGGGCGUUGUUUGAAAUGUACCAUAUAUUCAUAUUAAUAACGAUAAUGAUAAAUAUAACAAAACAUAAUAAAUUAGGUAAAUAUACAAAUACAUCAUAUUUAUAUAUAUAAAAAAGUAUAAAUAUAUAAAUAUGAAUAUACAGUUCGUUCUUUCAGAUAUUCCUUGAAGAAUUCUUUUUUCUUCAUGGAACACCUGUGAUGACGAUCUGUAUAUAUAUAUAAAUAUAUAUAUAAUAUAGUAUACAUACAAUAUAGUAAUACCGAUGACGCGAGAAAGUCGUAGGUUUUAGGCGAGCGGCAAAAAACUGUUGUCGAAAUCGAGAUGCAAGUUUAUUAGUGCGGACGUGCCGCACUACCGACAAAACCUAACGUUGUACUGACUGCAUGCCUGCAGCUCGACGAGAACAAUUGUUUUUUUUUUUUUCUAGGAAGAAGAACCGCAAUCGUGCACGAAGGCACGCGAACAAAACAACAACAACAAAAAUACAAAGAAAAUUACAAAUAACAUUUAACGAAUAGGUCGAAUCCGCCACGUGGAGAGCAUGAAGAAGAUGAUAUAUGUUGUUUUUUAACUGAAAAUAAUAAAAAAAAGAGGUGAAUAAAUGAAGAGGCGAGAGGGAAAAGAUAUUAAAAAUAAAAUAAAAGAAUUCAAUUGUACCAAAAUAUCCAUGGUUGCUUAUAUAAAUAUAGAUACAAUAAAUGAUAGAGACCCAACGCUUAAGAUUUAUUCGGAGCCACCGCAGAGGAUGUGAGUGAAAGUGAAAUCGUUUUUAGAAGAAGAAAAUAAAAAAAAACUUUCUUACCGAUGCAUAAUAAUAGCGACUAUCGUAAAGCAGUAACGUUAACAGUUGUAGAGAUUAAAGGAAAAGUUGCUUGCUCAGACUCUUCGUUGACCUAUGCGAAGCAAAGAGAAUAAAAUUGAAAUCAUAUUUAACUCUAUCAACCUAGGAUCGUCAUCCGUCUCGAUUGCCGAAACAUAAUCUGCAUCAACCGCAUAAUAUAUUUCUCCUGUUUUUUUAGAGAUUGCUUUUUUUUCUUUUCUUUUUUUUUUUAGUAUAAAGUUCGUAAUAGCUGCGUCAUGUCACGUCACGGAAAUAUAUUAGAGGUCGUCGCUGAUGUGACAAAUUUAAAUAGACAUUUUAUAUAAUACGUGAAUGUUGAAUUUAUUUUCACUCUGUGAUUUUCCUUGAUAUAUAAAUAUUAAAUAUUUGCUUAAUCGCGUACAAAUCUAAGGAUAGGAGUAUUAUAUUCGAAAGGAACGAUUGUUUUACAUUAUUAUAAUAAUUAUUAUUAUUAUAUAUUUUUAUCAUCUACCAUUAGUUUUUACUGUCGUAACAAAUGGUUACUCUCCACUUGCAGAGCUCGCUGUACAAAGGAUUAAUAAAGACAGUGGAAUU
Messenger RNA from Belonocnema kinseyi, 3678 nucleotides. RefSeq names its product serine/threonine-protein phosphatase 2A 56 kDa regulatory subunit epsilon isoform (gene wdb). Gene Ontology annotation, molecular function: protein phosphatase activator activity. The record is from RefSeq and is a predicted model, not a curated record. The transcript is spliced from 9 exons. Lineage: Eukaryota; Metazoa; Arthropoda; Insecta; Hymenoptera; Cynipidae. Gene Ontology annotation, cellular component: nucleus; cytosol; protein phosphatase type 2A complex. Gene Ontology annotation, biological process: protein dephosphorylation; signal transduction. Bases 253 to 1680 code for a protein of 475 amino acids.